This is a messenger RNA of Angiostrongylus costaricensis, 1785 nucleotides long. The record is from the annotation of a GenBank genome assembly. Lineage: Eukaryota; Metazoa; Nematoda; Chromadorea; Rhabditida; Metastrongylidae.
GAAUAUGCGGAAUCUAAGCGUUCGAGGGAAAAUCUUCGCGCUCCCGUUAUUUGUGUUCUCGGUCAUGUUGAUACUGGCAAAACAAAAAUGUUGGAUACUAUUCGUCGGACAAAUGUUCAAGAUGGCGAAGCAGGAGGUAUUACUCAACAAAUUGGAGCUACGCCACGAAAGCUUUGCGUUAGUGUUUCCUCUCAGCUUAUUUAUUGGAGGAAUACUCCUUCCUUUUUUAACUAUAGUUUGUGCGGAUAUCUAAAUCUGCGCUCUCGGGGAUCUUCACUGUGCGAUUUUGCUAUUCUGGUUGUCGAUAUAACGCACGGGCUCGAGCCGCAAACAAUAGAAUCAUUAAAGUUGUUGCUCAAACGGAAAACACCGUUUGUAAUCGCUCUUAACAAGAUCGAUCGUUUGUAUGGGUACGAGUCGAAUCCACGCAAGGACGUAUAUCAACAUUUAAAAUCACAACCUCAAAAUACGCAACUUGAGUUUAAGGAACGUUAUCAAAAGAUUGUUGGGGAAUUUUCGGAGCAGGCAAUCAAUGUUUGUUUAUCAAAUCAGAACAAAAACCUAGAUGAAUAUAUCAGCAUGGUACCAACUUCAGCUGUUCUAGGAGACGGAAUCGGUAAUUUAAUAUCGUAUAUCGUAUUUGCGACCCAAACGUACCAUGCCGACAAACUUUCAUUCUGUGAAGAGUUAGACGCGACGGUAAUGGAAGUAAAAGCCAUUCCUGGAUUGGGCACCACAAUUGACGUCAUUCUCGUGAAUGGUUGGCUUAGAGUCGGUGACAUAAUCGUUGUCACUGGUAGUGAUGGCGCUAUUAUGACACCUAUCAGAGAGCUCCUGAUGCCGCAACCACUGAGAGAACUUCGAGUUAAGAAUGAAUACGGACAUUAUAAAGAAAUACAAGGUGCACAAGGAGUGAAGAUUCUAGCCAAAGGUUUGGAGAGAGCUUUAGCGGGUCUUCCGUUAUUCGUUGCUCAUAAGGAAGACGAAAUUGAUUUCCUGAAGUAUGAAGCUGAAUCGCAACUAAGCCGAGCUCUUAUGUCUAUCAAGAAAAAACCCGAGGGUGUUUAUGUGCAGGCAAGCACUCUUGGAUCAUUAGAAGCGCUCUUGGAUUUCCUAAAAACCCAGAAGAUACCAUACUCGAAUGUCAACAUUGGGCCAGUGCACAAGAAAGAUGUUCAGAAGGCUGCCGCUAUGCUGGAGCAUAGAGCUGAAUAUGCCUGUAUUCUGGCAUUCGAUGUGAAGGUGGAACGAGAGGCCCAACUGUUUGCGGAUCAGGAGAAGGUGAAGAUUUUCCAAGCGGAUAUUAUUUACCAUCUUGAGGACAGCUUUCUUAAAUACAGGGAAGAACUGCGGUUACGAGCCCGAAAAGAGAACGAGCACUUAGCGAUCUUCCCUUGCAAGUUGCGGAUCUUGCCACAAAAUGUAUUCAACGCACGCAACCCCAUUGUUUGUGGAGUUAGUGUUGAAGCUGGUCAACUCAAGCGAGGCACACCGAUUUGUGUACCAAGUAGAGACUGUGUUUUCCUUGGUACUGUAGCAUCAAUUGAAAGGAACCAUGAAGAAAUGCAACUGGCCAAAACAGGAGAUGAGGUUUGCAUAAAAAUUGAGAAUACUACUGGCGAAGCGCCGAAGUUAUAUGGACGACAUUUCAAUCAUGAAGACAUACUAGUCAGCAGGAUCUCUCGUGAUUCAAUAGAUGCUUGCAAAACGUACUUCCGUGAUGACCUAAGCCGUGCAGAUUGGCAGUUAGUUGUAGAAUUAAAACGUCUCCUUGAUAUACUGUAA